Messenger RNA from Drepanopeziza brunnea f. sp. 'multigermtubi' MB_m1, 1149 nucleotides. RefSeq lists its product as uncharacterized. The record is from RefSeq and is a predicted model, not a curated record. Gene Ontology annotation, molecular function: protein dimerization activity. Lineage: Eukaryota; Fungi; Ascomycota; Leotiomycetes; Helotiales; Drepanopezizaceae.
AUGCCUCGUCCAGCCCAGCCUCCGACACCUGCCUCGUCGACAGAGAUCAAGUCGAAGGACGGCUCACAAUUCUGCUCUCUGCAAAUGGCAUUCGAGCUCCCCCCUCCGGCUGUCGCAGGCCCCGAAUCCCAACAGCGUUCGAGUGCCUCUUCUGUAAUGUUGGCCUCCGCCUCCUCAUACUACCACCCCGCCUCGCCCACGUCUCCUGCGAUUCCUUCGAUUCCAGUAAGCGAGGUGGUCAAGAUUCGUCGGCGCUCAUCUGCUGCACAGCCUCUUGCCGCGAAAGACGCCUUUGCACUUCCUCCCCCACCAACAAGAUCCCGCAAGAUCAUUCAAAUGAAGCCUCGAGUUCAACGAGAGGAAGACGAGCAAGUCCAUAAACCAUCGAAACCAUUAGCGAGUAAAGCUGCUGCCGCCCCCUCCAAAAAGAAGCAGCCGUCGUCUACGAGUGCUACGGGCAGGAAGAUCGCCAGAAAGACGGCACAUAGUCUCAUUGAGCGCCGACGGAGGUCUAAGAUGAACGAAGAGUUUGGUAUAUUAAAGGAUAUGAUCCCUGCUUGCACGGGAGAAAUGCAUAAGUUGGCUAUCCUGCAAGCAUCCAUUGACUACGUUCGUUAUCUUGAAGAUUGCGUUGCGAAACUCAAGGCGGAAAAUAAUCGAACGAAUGCCACUCCGACCGCCGAAGACUCCGUCCUCCCUCCACCAGCCAGCCGAGGCGUGCAUCAAACUCCCAGGCAAUAUCAUUCGUAUCAAGAGCAAGAAGACGUAGAGAUGGGAGACCCAGAGCAGGCCUCGCCAGGCUGUUCUACGCCUGUCGUCCACCCCAAUCGUACAUCUGCUUUUGCACCACCUAUGCCCCAAGAUGCCCCGACUCGCCAGGAUUCAUACUCGUCUGUCUCGACUGAUCAUCGGCAUUACAGCUUCAGCACAUCUACCACAACUUCGCCAGCGCUGGGACCUGCGACUCAUGGUCACGCUCGUAGCGCUGCCUCUGUCAGCUCGGCACUUAAUAGCCCAGUCUUGCUACCACAACGAGAUCCGGAUCACGAGGCCACUGCUGCCCUCCUGAUGCUCAACUCUGAUCGCAGAGGUACGCACGGCAGCAUCUGUGGACGAGGAUUGAGCGUCCAGGACUUACUCAGUACAUAG